This is a messenger RNA of Pteropus alecto (black flying fox), 7155 nucleotides long. It is a transcript of the gene TIAM1, whose product is annotated as T cell lymphoma invasion and metastasis 1. Gene Ontology annotation, cellular component: plasma membrane; cytosol; synapse. Gene Ontology annotation, biological process: activation of GTPase activity; positive regulation of axonogenesis; small GTPase-mediated signal transduction. Lineage: Eukaryota; Metazoa; Chordata; Mammalia; Chiroptera; Pteropodidae. The record is from RefSeq and is a predicted model, not a curated record. Gene Ontology annotation, molecular function: guanyl-nucleotide exchange factor activity; protein binding.
CGGCGAAGCCCAGCAGCGCCGCCGCCGACCGGCGCGCAGCUCUGCAGCACGGCUUUCGCCUCGGUACCCGCAGCCCGGGAAUUUCGGCGUUCCCGCAUUGUCCCCGUCCCGGAGAUCCGGGACGAGCGUUGCGGGUUGAUGGCUGUGUUCCAGAUGUUAGCAUUAUCAGAAGCCUGACAUCCACAUGGUUUUUGGCACAUUCUCCUAGACUCAGAUGAGACCAUGAUGGGCGUCCCCAGGGCCAGGUGCUGAUACAUUUCCCAGCCCCAGUCACCGUUCACCCCGAUACCAUUUCCAGUCUCAGUAUCUAAAUGCCACAGUGCUCUCGGGGCACGUUGGGCUGGGAAUCACUGUUGCCUUGUGAGACCAUAAAACCAUGGGAAACGCAGAAAGUCAAAAUGUAGAGCAUGAGUUUUAUGGAGAAAAGCAUGCCAGCCUGGGGCGCAAGCACACGUCGCGCUCGCUGCGACUGUCGCACAAGGCGCGGCGGACGAGGCACGCCUCCUCCGGGAAGGUGAUCCACCGCAACUCCGAAGUGAGCACCCGAUCCAGCAGCACCCCCAGCAUCCCCCAGUCCCUGGCCGAAAAUGGCCUGGAACCCUUCUCCCAGGAAGGCACCCUGGAGGACUUCGGGAGCCCCAUAUGGGUGGACCGCGUGGAUAUGGGCUUGAGACCCGUGUCUUACACCGAUUCUUCUGUCACUCCCAGCGUAGACAGCAGCAUCGUCCUCACAGCAGCCUCUGUGCAGAGCAUGCCAGACUCGGAGGAGAGCAGGCUUUACGGAGAUGACGCUACAUACUUGGCUGAGGGAGGCAGGAGACAGCAUCCCUAUACAUCCAACGGGCCCACGUUCAUGGAGACGGCGAGCUUUAAGAAGAAGCGCUCCAAAUCUGCAGACAUCUGGCGGGAGGACAGCCUGGAAUUCUCACUUUCCGAUCUGAGCCAAGAACAUUUAACAAGCAACGAAGAAAUCUUGGGUUCCGCGGAAGAGAAAGACUGCGAGGAGGCUCGGGGUAUGGAAACCCGGGCGAGUCCGCGGCGGCUCAGCACCUGUCAGCGUGCCAAUUCCCUGAGUGACUUGUAUGCUCAGAAAACCUCCGCCGUGAUGGCAAACGGGGGGCCGAGGGGCAAAUUUGCAGGCUACUGUCGGAAUUUGGUGUCUGAUAUUCCCAAUCUUGCAAACCACAAGAUGCCACCAGCUGCUGCUGAAGAGGCUCUUCCCUACAGUAAUUAUAACACACUUCCCUGUAGGAAAUCUCACUGUCUUUCUGAAGGUGCCACCAACCCACAAAUUAGCCAUAGCAACAGCAUGCAAGGCAGAAGAGCAAAAACAACUCAGGAUGUUAACGCGGGCGAGGGCAGCGAGUUUGCAGACAGUGGGAUCGAAGGGGCCACCACCGACACGGACCUCCUGUCCAGGCGAUCCAAUGCCACCAACUCCAGCUACUCGCCCCCCACCGGCCGCGCCUUCGUGGGCAGCGACAGUGGCAGCAGCUCCACCGGGGAUGCGGCGCGCCAGGGGGUGUACGAGAACUUCCGACGGGAGCUGGAGAUGAGCACCACCAACAGCGAGAGCCUGGAGGAGGCGGGCUCGGCGCACAGCGACGAGCAGAGCAGCGGCACCCUGAGCUCCCCGGGCCAGUCGGAUAUCCUGCUCACCGCGGCUCAGGGCACCGUGCGCAAGGCGGGUGCCCUGGCCGUCAAGAACUUUCUGGUGCACAAGAAGAACAAGAAGGUGGAGUCGGCCACCCGGAGGAAGUGGAAGCACUAUUGGGUGUCUCUGAAAGGGUGCACGCUCUUUUUCUACGAGAGUGAUGGCAGGUCUGGAAUAGACCACAACAGCAUCCCCAAGCACGCCGUCUGGGUGGAGAACAGCAUUGUGCAGGCUGUGCCUGAGCACCCCAAGAAGGACUUUGUCUUCUGCCUCAGCAAUUCCCUGGGCGAUGCCUUCCUCUUUCAGACCACCAGCCAGACGGAGCUGGAAAACUGGAUCACCGCCAUCCACUCUGCCUGCGCAGCUGCGGUCGCUAGGCAUCACCACAAAGAAGACACUCUCCGGCUCCUGAAGUCAGAAAUCAAAAAACUGGAACAAAAGAUUGAUAUGGACGAGAAGAUGAAGAAAAUGGGUGAGAUGCAGCUGUCUUCAGUCACCGAUUCAAAGAAGAAGAAAACUAUAUUAGAUCAGAUCUUCGUUUGGGAGCAGAAUCUUGAACAGUUCCAAAUGGACCUAUUUCGUUACCGGUGUUACUUAGCUAGCCUCCAAGGUGGGGAGCUGCCAAACCCCAAAAGGCUCCUUGCUUUUGCAAGCCGACCAACGAAAGUGGCAAUGGGCCGUCUUGGAAUCUUUUCUGUAUCAUCUUUUCAUGCCCUGGUGGCAGCUCGCACUGGUGAAACUGGAGUCCGACGACGUACUCAGGCCAUGUCCAGAUCCACAAGCAAGCGAAGGAGCAGGUUUUCUUCUCUUUGGGGUCUGGACACUACCUCCAAAAAGAAGCAGGGACGCCCAAGCAUCAAUCAGGUGUUUGGGGAGGGAACUGAUGCUGUAAAGAAGUCUUUAGAGGGAAUAUUUGAUGACACUGUUCCAGAUGGCAAGAGGGAGAAAGAAAUGGUCUUACCUAGCGUCCACCAGCACAAUCCUGACUGUGACAUUUGGGUCCAUGAGUAUUUCACUCCGUCCUGGUUCUGUCUGCCGAAUAAUCAGCCAGCCCUGACGGUCGUCCGGCCGGGAGACACUGCCCGGGACACCCUGGAGCUGAUCUGCAAGACACAUCAACUGGAUCAUUCUGCUCAUUAUUUGCGUCUGAAAUUUCUAAUAGAAAACAAAAUGCAGCACUACGUUCCAAAGCCCGAGGAGGACAUUUACGAGCUGCUGUACAAAGAAAUUGAAAUUUGUCCAAAAGUCACUCAGAACAUCCAGAUUGAGAAGUCAGACACAGCCAGUGAUAAUUAUGGGUUUUCGCUUUCUUCUGUGGAAGAAGACGGUGUUCGGAAGCUCUACGUUAAUAGGGUGAAGGAAACUGGUUUAGCUUCCAAGAAAGGCCUGAAGGCGGGAGAUGAGAUUCUCGAGAUCAAUAAUCGUCCUGCCGGCACCCUGAACUCAUCAAUGCUCAAAGAUUUCCUGACGCAGCCAUCCCUGGGCCUCCUGGUGAGGACCUACCCUGAGCUGGAGGGAGGAGCUGAGCUGCUGGAGAGCCCACCCCACCGAGUGGACGGCCCUGUGGACCUCGGCGAGAGCCCCCUCGCCUUCCUCGCCAGCAACCCAGGGCACGGCCUCUGCAGUGAGCAGGGCAGCAGUGCUGAGACUGCCCCAGAGGAAGCUGAAGGGCCAGACUUGGAGUCCUCAGAUGAGACUGAUCACAGCAGCAAGAGUACGGAACAGGUGGCCGCAUUUUGCCGCAGUCUGCAUGAGAUGAACCCCAGUGACCCGAACCCAUCUCCUCAGGACUCUGCCGGGCCUCAGCUGGCCACCAUGAGACAGCUCACGGACGCCGACAAGCUACGCAAGGUGAUCUGCGAGCUCCUGGAGACGGAGCGCACCUAUGUGAAGGACUUAAACUGUCUCAUGGAGAGAUACCUAAAACCUCUUCAGAAAGAAACUUUUCUCACCCAAGAUGAGCUCGACGUGCUCUUUGGAAAUUUAACCGAAAUGGUAGAGUUUCAAGUAGAAUUCCUUAAAACUCUAGAAGAUGGGGUGAGACUGGUACCUGAUUUGGAAAAGCUUGAGAAAGUCGAUCAGUUUAAGAAAGUGCUGUUCUCUCUGGGAGGGUCCUUUCUAUACUACGCUGACCGCUUCAAGCUCUACAGUGCCUUCUGCGCCAGCCACACGAAGGUCCCCAAGGUCCUGGUGAAAGCCAGGACAGACCCGGCUUUCAAGGCGUUCUUAGAUGCCCAGAACCCGAAGCAGCAGCAUUCGUCCACACUCGAGUCUUACCUCAUCAAACCCAUCCAGAGGAUCCUGAAGUUUUUUUUGGAGCUUUUUGCUCUGACGGAUGCGGAGAGUGAGGAGCACUACCACCUGGACGUGGCCAUCAAGACCAUGAACAAGGUCGCGAGUCACAUCAAUGAAAUGCAGAAAAUCCACGAAGAGUUUGGGGCCGUGUUUGACCAGCUGAUUGCUGAACAGACGGGUGAGAAAAAAGAGGUUGCCGAUCUGAGCAUGGGAGACCUGCUUUUGCACACCACCGUGUUAUGGCCAACCCCGCCAGCCUCUCUGGGGAAGUGGAAAAAGGAGCCAGAAUUGGCAGCCUUUGUCUUCAAAACUGCUGUGGUCCUUGUGUAUAAAGAUGGCUCCAAACAGAAGAAGAAACUUGUAGGAUCUCACAGGCUUUCAAUUUAUGAGGAGUGGGACCCUUUCCGAUUUCGGCAUAUGAUCCCUACCGAAGCUCUGCAGGUUCGAGCUUUAGCAAGUGCAGAUGCAGAAGCAAAUACCGUGUGUGAAAUUGUCCAUGUAAAAUCAGAGUCGGAAGGGAGGCCGGAGAGAGUCUUCCACCUGUGCUGCAGCUCCCCAGAGAACCGAAAGGAUUUCCUGAAGGCUGUGCAUUCGAUCCUCCGUGAUAAGCACAGAAGACAGCUCCUGAAAACCGAAAGCCUUCCCUCGUCCCAGCAAUAUGUCCCUUUUGGAGGAAAAAGAUUAUGUGCGCUCAAAGGGGCCAGGCCAGCCAUGAGCAGGGCAGUGUCCGCCCCAAGCAAGUCUCUGGGGAGAAGGAGGCGGCGACUGGCCCGAAACAGGUUUACCAUUGAUUCUGAUGCCAUCUCCGCCAGCAGCCCGGAGAAAGAGUCCCAGCAGCCCCCCGGUGGCGGGGACACUGACCGAUGGGUAGAGGAACAGUUCGAUCUUGCUCAGUAUGAGGAGCAAGACGACAUCAAGGAGACAGACAUCCUCAGUGACGAUGAUGAGUUCUGUGAGUCCGUGAAGGGCGCCGACGUGGACAGAGAGCUGCAGGAGCGGCUUCAGGCCGCCUCCAUCGGUCAGCGGGAGAGAGGCCGGAAACCCCGGGACAGUCACGCGUCCCGCAUGACGCAGCUCAAGAAGCAAGCUGCCCUGUCGGGCAUCAGUGGCGGCCUGGAGAGCACAAGCGAGGAAGUCAUUUGGGUUAGGCGUGAAGACUUUGCCUCGUCCAGGAAACUGAACACGGAGAUCUGACUGACGGCGUCACUUCCCCCUAGAGCGUGUGUAGAUACUUUCCCCGCCCCGCCCUCACUCUGCCCCGGUCCCGCGCCCUCGAGGAGGAGCACGUCCCGUAGGUCGCACUCUUGCACACAGUCUUGGCAGCUGACGUUGCUCUGAAGCCAUCGUAGUCACCCAACUUCAUCAUUCUAACGACAUCAGAAGGGAUUGUUCAGAACCUCACAUCAGCUCGAGUCCUAUCUUCUGUACAUGACUAAGGGCUUUUAUUUAUUCUCAAUCAGGGCCCGAAGAAUUAAAAAAAAAAAAAAAAAAGAUUCUAUAGCACUGGAAAGCAGGUUACCCCAGGAGUUUAAGUAUGUACAACAGAUGAGUUUAAGGAAUAGCACAGCAAGGGACAGUAAUAAAGAUCGCUCUGUCUGAAAUCAAUCCAGAGCCAUCUUUGAGUUGGGAAAACACGACUUCACACGCAAAACAAAGCAACUGUACAGCUUGCAGUGUUCUUCCUCCUUUCCUUCGUAAAUGUCUGAGAAUAUCUGUGUAUUUUAAGGAUGUGUGAGUCCAGGGUGGAGAUUUAUGUUUCGAUGAGCCCUUUUUUUUUUUUUUUCUCUUCUGUUUUGGUCUGUGGCUGGUCUCACUUGAUGUCAGUGUUUGGAAGUUCUAGUUUUGCAUAGAGUUAUAAAGAUGCCAAACUCUUUGAAAAGAGAUCCAAAUUUAUCACUUGGAAAAAAAAAAAAAACUAAAUGCUAUUUUUUUGUAUUUUACCUGAGAUGCAGGGGCACAAACAGAUGAGAAUUUUACAGUGUUGAUGUAAUUCUGAGUCUAAAAAUGAGGAUUUUACCUUUUACAGAGAGAGUAAGGCAUGGUGAUUUUAUAUUUAUAUAUGAAAGGCCUACAAGAUGCCCACACUUAGGAGAAACUUUUUUUCCCAAGAAACAGAUUUUUUUUUUUUAAAGGUUUGAACCUCUAUUUGAGAUGGGAGCUUGGUGGAAUUAAACACGACACCCGAAGAGGCAGUGUGUGUGCGUUCGUGUGUGUGCGUGUGUGUGUCGCAUAUGGAGGGGGACGGGAGACUCCUUCUCAUGGGGUUGCUAUGGUGACCAUUGGUUUUCUUAUCAGAGUUGCAUCUUCAUUCAUAGAUUACCUACGCCUUCCCUGACAGUCCAUAACCAAACCUCCUAACAAAACAACCUCUUCAAAAACAUGUCUUAUGUUUAGAACACGUUCUUCAUGCCAAUGAAACAGGGUAAACAUGCUAAAAACCUAACAUCUAAACAGAGUUCCAAAUGGGAGAGCAAAAACAAGUUAAAGCACUUUCAAUUUAAUUUUUUAAAAAAAGGUUUAUAGCUUUUUUUUUUUUUUUUUUUUUCUUUUCCCAUUUCACAAUGUCCACCUCCUAAGAAGGGUUUAAAUAAUAUGAAAACUUUCUUUUUGGGGAAAAUAUCUAUUUGGUGUUUGACACAUCAGUAGGUACUUUAAAGACCUGAAUUUUAUAGUAGCUUUAGGAAUUAUAUUUUAUAAAAAUCAGUUAUGACUUUAUAUUUCCAGACAAUAGAGAGUUCAGAACAUCAUGCUCUGUGCCCCUGCUUGCUUCACCCGCUUUCCUGCCCUCUCUUCCCGCCCCCUUUCGGGUUUCCAGGGCUUUGAGCUUGAUCUUUUGAAAGUUUUAUUCUAUUAAAUUUUUGCUAUAUCUUCUGAUUUUCUUAAAAAGCUUUAGAAUGGUUUCUAUACCCUUUGUAUCACUGCAUUGUUCCAUAUCAUCUCCAGUUCGAUUGUGUCCGGAUGGAAAGCUGAGGCUCCUCAGUGUCACAUUUACUUAGUCCCAGUGCCGCGGGUCCGUCAGAAAAUGCUGGAAAGUCUUGUGCUAGCAGAGGGUGCCAUUGUCUCUUGUACAUAAGGUCAUGACGUGUCUAUGUCAAAAGUUCUUAUAUAUUUCUUUUAUAAGCUGAAAGAAGGUCUAUUUUUAUGUUUUUAGGUCUAUGAAUGGAACGUUGUAAAUGCCUGUCAAACAAUAAAAAUAUUGAAAAGUG